AUGACCAAAUUAACAAAGCGGCUGGACUUCCACAGGGAGUCAGGUGGACUAGGACUGCUUCGUUCCCACUCACGCGCCAAGGCCGUCGAGACAGCCAAGGCCAAUGAGUCUGCGGCCGAAUCUGAGGACUCAGCCAAAGACAAGAAGCAACAGCGGUCACGAUCAUGGUUUUCCCCUCAUAGGAGAAAAGACUCCGUCGCCUCUACGAUUCUGCGGAGCACCAAGAGCCUUCGCCGCCUAUCAGCAGUUUCAUCCUCCGCCUCAUCACAACCCGCAGUCUCGACACCAACUACACCCUCCUUCUCGCGCGGUAGUUACGAAAGCGAUGCCGCUUUCCAUCACAGGAAGCUUUCCUCUGUUGGAAACAGUGAGAGAAAUGCAACGACAUCAGAACCUGCUCCGACAGACCCGCCUUCAAUUCCUUACCCUCCACACCGACCUGAGCGGCCUGAGGAGGAUCUUUUCGAAGGCACAGUUAUGGAGAAGAGCAGUCCGUCUAGUCACCGCCCCAGUCGGAGCCGCAGCAUACUGCGGCCAUUUUCACCCUUCCCUGGCCCUUCCAUCAGAGACACGCGGCGCCUCAGCCAACAAUCUGAGCACAAGCUGCAGGCAAACACUACGACAGCGGCGGUCACCACCACCAUCGCCGCUGCGGCCAACCAGGUUUCGCAGGAAGCCGACCAGGCGCACGAACCCACAGAUGCAGGCACAAAUGUAGCUUCGUCCAAUGCAUCUGUGUACUCUGAGGCCACACCGGUGCCAGUAAUUCCUGGUCGCCGGUCCAGCUGCAGGGCCACCAGCCAUGGGUCUGUGUCUGGUGUGGCGCGCAAAGCAUCUGUUUCCAGUUCCUUUCACUUUCCUAUUCAUAGAAGACCAAGUCAAGCAACAGCUGACAUAGAGUCACGCAAACAUGUGCGGUCUUCUCGGUGGACCCUUACAGAGAACAUGGCAGAGAUGUUCAAAGCACAACAUUCAAAGACUGAGAAGACUGAGAAAGCUGAGAAAAAGCCUAUGACGCCUGCCCAAAUCGAGGCCAUCUGGAAUGGCCAAGACAAUAGCAAGGCUAAGAACAAACAACAAAAGUCCAAAGAAAGACGGUUGAAAGCGGCAUCAGAUACUUCUGCCAUGAUGCCUCGCCACUUUGGAGGCCCACUUACAGAGCAGGAACAAAGCCCAGUGUUCCGUGACUCUUUCCAGUGGCCAGACAGAGGGGCGUCGCCUGUGCCAAUGAGCAGGGCUGACAUUAAAAUGAGAGCUCUACCAUUCGAAAUCACUGUCCCGCCACCCCACUCGCCAAUUAUCUCUCCGGAAAUCAUCCACGGUGACGUCUCACCGAAGUCUCCCUCAAAGGUUGAUAGGGACAGGAUUCUACCUGGAAAAAUGCUGGUGCCACAGCUAUUACUUCCAGAGACGGAAGAAGCCAUUGUGGAAGACGAUGACGCUUCAUCAACCAGCUCGUUGCCGGUGGUCCCCCCCAAGAAUCCAGCCAGAUUUGUGGCCAGAGCUCCCACAAUGCCACUAUUGCCACCUAUCCCAGAGGGCUUCCGAUCUGCCUCGGAUAGCAACAGGAGCUCAAAGGCAUCUGGCCACCGUCGAAGCCACAGCUGGAACCAUGCCUCAGAAGUAAAAGACGAAACCACUCAAUACAACAGCACCCCUUUCACCAGGACCAGCCCGUCCUUCAGACACGGGCCCAUUGUCCUCAGUGACGCUGGCAGUCGCAACUCAGUGGCAACAGUAGAGGCAGUGGAAGGCGAUCGGGACGUUGAUUGGACGCAGUUCCAAACGGCGAUUCUGGGUGGUGCCGCCGAAGACUUGGAUGGGCUAUUCCCAGAAGAGCCUGUACAGGCAGAUGAAGAGGAGAGUCAUAUGGCUGAAGAGGUGACUACUUGGUUUGAAGGGUUUGGCUUCGAAACUCCCGGCGAGCUUAUCGCCUCAGAGAAGAAGUCGGAGCGAUCAGCACAGCGAGACUCGGCUGGCAGCAUGACAUCCGCUGCAUCAACACCCUCGACAGUACAGACGGAUGCUGAUGCGGAGCUCAAGACCCCUGUGAGCGCCCAAGAGCAACACCACAUCUUUGACACUAUUAAGCAGCUUCGCAACGGCUGUGAGAGCACCUACAGCGCUAGCAUCUAUACGACGGAUAGCAUGGACGGCCCUUGGCCAGCAGCAGCUGAGGGCGAGAUGGAGGGCGAGGGAGCUGGGGGUUCAAAGCAAGCCAUGGGACAUGGCCUGGACGCAUACCUUGGAUUCAAGGUUGAUGACACGUAUUAA
Trichoderma breve is the source of this 2274-nucleotide messenger RNA. RefSeq lists its product as uncharacterized. The transcript has a single exon. The record is from RefSeq and is a predicted model, not a curated record. Lineage: Eukaryota; Fungi; Ascomycota; Sordariomycetes; Hypocreales; Hypocreaceae. The coding region runs from base 1 to 2274 and encodes 757 amino acids.